Messenger RNA from Nestor notabilis (Kea), 2609 nucleotides. It is a transcript of the gene AFG2A, whose product is annotated as spermatogenesis associated 5. Gene Ontology annotation, molecular function: ATP hydrolysis activity; ATP binding. Lineage: Eukaryota; Metazoa; Chordata; Aves; Psittaciformes; Psittacidae. Gene Ontology annotation, cellular component: cytoplasm. The record is from RefSeq and is a predicted model, not a curated record. The annotation marks the transcript as partial. The transcript has 16 exons.
GAGAUGAUAAAGUUCCAAAAAUGUUGCGAAGAGCCCUGGCCCAGCUGUCACUGAGCAGCAUGAAGUCUGCAGAUGUAUGCAUAGGUCGUCCAGUCUUGAUUACCUCUGCAGGUGGGCGACAGGAGGUCUGUACUGCUUGGCCCACCACAGGCUUUCCAGGCGGGAAAGUUGGAUUGAGUGAAACCACACAGAAGAACCUGAAAGUAAAUCUGGGUGAUGCUGUCACUGUGCAGCCUGUAAUUGGUGCAGUCAUCCAGGCAGAGGAAAUCAAUGUGAAGUUGAGUGACAAAGAUGCCACCAUUAAUGCUGAGGAAAUGUCUGUCUGUCUACUGAGAAACCUAGAUGGGAAAAUUGUUUUACCAGGAAACCUCUUGGCUUUUACCUUCUAUGGCAGACUUUGUAGCAUCGUUGUGAUGAAAGUGAAAGGAACUGAUGGUGCAGAGCUGGCUGCCCAGGGCAAUGCCAUUUCCAGUGAUGUGCAUGAGCUAGACCUUGAAAGAUCUGAUUUGGACACAAGUACGUUAGAUUUGUCCUUCCAGCUCGGCAAGAUGGACAUUGAUGAUAGUCCAGAGGGUGCAUCUAUGAGCACACCAAGCAAACUGAUGGAUCCAAGUUCACCACUUACACCCAGUUCUGCUGUGACAGCCAGUGGUCAAGGUGAUGAUCAGGGAGAGAAAACCUGCAGCAAGGGAGAUGGCGCAGACCUCAGUGAUGAUUUGGAGUUGCCUGGGAAAGGAGGCAGUGAAGGUCUCCCACUAACUGGCAAAACUGGAGCAAUAAGCAAUACAGACACUUUUUAUUUCAUUUCUUCAAGAACUAAAAUCAGUUUUAUUGAAACAAGGUCCAAUGCAACAGAUGAUGGUGAUUGUGAAUCCCAAGUCACCUAUGAUAUGAUAGGAGGUCUAAGCAGCCAGCUCAGGACUAUUAGAGAAACAAUUGAACUGCCCUUGAAGCAAGCUGAACUGUUCAAGAGUUACGGAAUCCCUCCUCCUAGAGGAGUGCUCCUGUAUGGCCCUCCAGGUACUGGGAAGACUAUGAUUGCCAAAGCCAUUGCAAAUGAGGUUGGUGCUCACGUUACAGUUAUCAAUGGUCCCGAAAUAAUCAGCAAGUUUUAUGGGGAGUCUGAAUCAAGAUUACGUCAGAUAUUUGCUGAAGCUUCCCUGUGUCAGCCCUCCAUUAUAUUUAUAGAUGAGUUGGAUGCACUCUGUCCCAAGAGAGAAGGGGCUCAGAACGAAGUUGAAAAGAGAGUUGUUGCUUCAUUGCUGACAUUAAUGGAUGGCAUUGGCUCAGAGGGCAGUGAAGGGCAGCUCUUGGUACUUGGGGCCACUAACCGUCCUCAUGCACUGGAUGCAGCACUGCGCAGACCUGGGCGUUUUGAUAAAGAGAUAGAAAUUGGAGUCCCUAACGCCCAAGACCGUCUAGACAUACUCCAAAAGCUUCUCAAGAAAGUUCCCCAUUCACUCACAGCAGCAGAGUUGGCACAACUAGCUGAUAGUGCACAUGGUUACGUGGGUGCAGACUUAGCAGCCUUGUGCAAGGAAGCAGGUUUGUACGCAUUGCGGAGAGCACUGGCGAAAAGACCUAACGUAUUAGACAACGAGGUGGCUGGGUCAGUGAUGAUUGCUUUCAAUGACUUCCUACAGGGGAUGAAUGAUGUCAGGCCCAGCGCCAUGAGGGAGGUGGCAGUUGAUGUGCCAAAAGUAUCUUGGUCAGACAUAGGAGGAAUGGAAGACGUCAAGCUGAAAUUGAAGCAGGCGGUUGAAUGGCCUCUCAAACAUCCUGACUCCUUCAUCCAGAUGGGGAUUCGGCCUCCGAAAGGUGUGCUGCUUUAUGGACCCCCUGGAUGCUCAAAAACAAUGAUAGCAAAAGCUUUGGCUCAUGAAAGUGGUCUCAACUUCUUGGCAGUGAAGGGACCUGAGCUGAUGAAUAAAUAUGUUGGUGAAUCUGAACGAGCAGUGAGAGAGAUAUUUAGGAAAGCCAGAGCCGUGGCUCCUUCAGUUCUUUUCUUUGAUGAAAUAGAUGCCUUGGCAGUUGAAAGGGGCAACUCUUCAGGUGCUGGAAAUGUAGCAGACCGUGUUUUGGCUCAGUUGCUAACGGAAAUGGAUGGGAUAGAACAGCUGAAGGAUGUGACAAUUUUGGCAGCUACAAACAGACCGGACAUGAUAGACAAGGCCUUGCUGAGACCAGGACGAAUAGACAGAAUUAUCUAUGUGCCAUUGCCAGAUGCAGCCACUCGUGAGGAGAUCUUCAAACUUCAUUUUCAGUCCAUGCCAGUCAGUGAUGAAGUCUGCUUAUCAGAGCUCGUUCAGCACACACAGAAUUACUCAGGAGCAGAGAAUGUGGGAUCUCAGAACGAACAAAAGGCAGUAAAAAGGAUCGCAGGCUUAAAUGUCAGUCUGGAAAACUGUCGCAGCUCUGCUGCCUCCAUGCUUCGGAGUAGUGACUCAAAGCAGGACUACGUUUUUACCCAGAUCCUCCUGCCCCCAAAACAAGCAGAACAACAAGAAAACCCAUCAAAAGAAAAUUUGCCAUUUUAAAUAAUCUUCCAGAUACCGUGUUUUCCAAGUUCAAGUGGAGCUGGCAGAGGAGGCAGGUGGCCGGCAGAUUGA